Molecule: messenger RNA, 3068 nt
Organism: Vitis riparia (riverbank grape)
Lineage: Eukaryota; Viridiplantae; Streptophyta; Magnoliopsida; Vitales; Vitaceae
Exons: 10
Coding region: 562-2613 (683 amino acids)
Source: RefSeq, a predicted model, not a curated record
GCCCCCACACGCGUAAGUGUGAGCGAAAACCCAAGUUCCUCGGCUCGCCGACCUGUCUCUCCGAACCUGACUCUCCCCUCUGCAAGACAACGACGAUCCUGGCGGGAAGUAUCAGAUCCUUUGUGCGAAUUCCCCAUCCUGCCCCUCUUCUCCACUAAGAUAACCUCAAAUUUAAUGAUCGGGCCUACGUGUCCUUGACGGCUUCCGGCUCCCACACUCUUUAAGCCAUCCAUUUCUUCUCUCAAUUCUGGAGAGAGAAACAAUGGCUGUGUUUCGGUUUCGGUCGUUUUUCUUUUAUUUCUGAAGCGGUCUAUUUCGCUUUUUCCUUCUUGGUUUCCGGUACGCUCCGCUGCAACGUCGCUUUGAUUGCUGUCUGUUGCGCUGAUCUCUUCUAUCUCCGCCGCUCACCGGCGACUCUCUCUGUUAUGAAGUUCGGCGGUGAUUGCUUCUUCUCUCUCGUUUCCUCUUCUCUUCCAUUUUCAUGGAAUUUCCUUGAUCGAGUGAAUUGUGGUGUUUUUGGUGUGGAUUUGAGCUUUAAACAGGGGUUAGAGCCUGUUUCCAAUGGGGAAAGGCGAAGAUGGUCGAUGCGUGUUCCCUCUAACAAGCGUGCAGAUUGGGGACCUACAAUCAUAUCUUUCACAUCUUAGCCUUUUCCUGGCCCCUGAAAGUAACAAAUUCUAUGUGUUGGUAGACAACCAACCAUGGUUGAGAGAAAUAGUUUCACGUCCUGCACACAUAUGGCAAUUGAUGGUUACUAAGUCCAGGUUGUCCCCUUUUGCAAACAAAGCCCGUAGGGAGAGAAAGGAGCCAAAAGAGAUGCUUGAGUUGAAGGGUGGCUCCAAAUCCAAGAAUAGUAAAUCAGAAAAUUUUCAAAAAUGGUUUACAUUGAUUGAUGCUGCAACAUUGUCUCGUAAGCGGGUUCUGCUACCCGUAAAAAAUUUUAGUUCGUCUUUGCUUUUGAACAGCGAGUUGCAUAGAACAUUAUAUGGUUUUAUUGUGUUUGAAGUUGCAUGGAAAGAUGUUCGUGGUAUCAACUAUUUGAAUGAGCUUCAGACUGAUACAUCUCUGGCUAUAGAGGCUAAAUUUAUGAAAAGAUGGGAAUUUGAUAGCAUAGCUCAAGCUGCAGAACAUAUAUCUUCAUGGUUUCCAGGAACACAUGGUGAUCGGCAUCUCUUGAAAGAGUAUCUGGAUUCUGCCAUUGGAGAGGUUUUCUAUGAUGCUGAAGAAGAUUUCUUGCCAACUAGCCCUAUCGAUGAUAAUGAAAAUAAUGUGUGUGAUGAGGACAAUGCACAUCACAACCUCAGUAGCGAUUUUAGUGUAUACCCUGUUAGCAUGGAAAAUAGGACAGGUAUACUGCAUACACCACCUCCUCCCACUGGACCCUACAAAAGAAGAAAACUGACAAGGUCAAUUAGGACUGGAGUUGACGUAUAUUCUGAGGAAACACAAAGUGAAGCUGUGGACUCAAUGAAUCAUUCUGAGACCUUUUGUAAAAGUGAUUGUGAAAGUGCCAUUGAACCUACUGAGUACUGGGAUGUUUUAAUUUUGUUUAGGUUCAACGACCGUGACCUCCCAUUUAAAUUAAGUCAAAUAAUUAUGUCUGAUUUGCGGUUGCUAACUUUACUAGAGUCCGGGCUUCCAUCUUGGGUUAUCUUCCUUCAGUCAUAUCCAGGGUUUUGCCAUCUCUAUCGUCCAUGGAUGUGUCCCUUGGCAAGAGCUUUAUACGUGUUUAUUUCACUCGUCACUGUUCUCAUAGGGUUUUAUGAUUUAUACAAAAAUGUCCCAGUUCUCAAGGCAACUGCAUCUCGCUUGUGUGGACCUCUUUUUGACUGGAUAGAAAGUUGGGAGAUGAUAUCAAGGAUUAGGUACUUGGGAACAAUGCUAUUUCUGCAUAAUUUUCAGAAGGCCGUCAAAUGGUUCCUAAUGAUGACGCGCACCACAAGGUCCUUCAUUUCAGUGCUCACUCAACCCAUGGCAGAGCCCUUUAUGGAGCUUUUAGGUUUCAUUCUACCAUUGUGGAAUAUGUGUGUUCAAAUAGUGGAGAGCUUCGGUUCAUCUGUUUGGAUUUUGAUUGAUUCUUCUUGGAACCUAGUUGAUGACAUUGUAAUCGUUCUACUUUCUCCAAUAUGGUUUAUCCUAUCUGUUCUCUGGAGUAUUGCAACUUCUAUCAUAUACCCUAUAUUUUGGGUGCUUUGGGAAAUCCUAUAUGCUCCGAUUCGCCUGGUCCUAUUGUUUUCCAAUUUUAUAGCUUUCAUUUGCUCAUUCAUAUGUGAUGUGCUCGGAGAAAUAUGGCAAUCUCUAAGUGGCCUGUGCCAGCUAGGCUCAGCAUCUCGUACAGCACUGAGCACAUCUGAGGUUUCCAUGUGGCGUUCACUUUGGAAUGACCUUUUCUCCCAGGUUUUCCGGGCUGUUAGAAGCAUUUUAAAUGGUUUCGUUGCCUUCUUCACAGCCUGCAACAGACAUCGGCUUAGCAUUUAUAAUCAUAUACAGGAGUUCAUCCAAAAAUUAUAUGGCCCACCCCAAAGGUCAAGGCCUUCAGAUUCUAGACAUAGUAGACGAACACGUGGAAGCCGAAAUCAGUCAGAAACAGGGAGGAAACUCCACAUUAGUUAAGUAGUUCAGCCGGCCUUGGAGCUUUAACAGAAAGUAAUAGAGUGGGAACCCGUUUCCCAGCAGCAAACACCUUCCAUAGGACGCAAGAAAAAGCUGACUCUAAACAAAACGGCAACCGGGGAGGAGCAGAGGUUCCCUCUUUAAUUCCGGAUUGUGCACCAAGUUACUGAGAACUUAAUGCCAUAAAGAGAGAGUUCGUUCUUUUUGUUCUUUCCCAACUUGUCAUCCAUUCUUUUCCAUUCCAAUUUUCUGCUGCCCUCCCUAAUAACCCUAACUUGAUGUAUCAUACCUCUUCUUUUAGUUGUCAUUUUCGGGUGACGGUGUUGUAAAAUUUAAUGUACAGGAUUGCUGGUUUCUAUAUCUUAACCUUCACAUGUUUUUUGGUGUCCAUAAUCCAUAUAUGUAUUCUUACUAAUUCUCAAUGUGAAAAUGAAUUCCAACAUUAUUGUGUUUCA